Messenger RNA from Suncus etruscus (white-toothed pygmy shrew), 2018 nucleotides. RefSeq names its product stathmin 2 (gene STMN2). NCBI's taxonomy places the organism in Eukaryota, Metazoa, Chordata, Mammalia, Eulipotyphla, Soricidae. Gene Ontology annotation, biological process: microtubule depolymerization; neuron projection development; regulation of microtubule polymerization or depolymerization. Gene Ontology annotation, molecular function: tubulin binding. The record is from RefSeq and is a predicted model, not a curated record. Gene Ontology annotation, cellular component: growth cone; neuron projection; cytoplasm. The transcript has 5 exons. Bases 192 to 731 code for a protein of 179 amino acids.
CCUGGGUAGCCAAUCUGCUUGAGCUUUGGGGUGAUAAUUAUUCAUGGGCUCCUGCCUCUUGCUCUUUCUCUCCCACAGUCUCCACUCUGCAGACUCAGUGCCUUAUUCAGUCCUGUCUUUCGCUCUCUGGGCUGCUGCAGCUGGAUCCUUCGCCUUCGCCUCUGCUCAGCAUCUUCUGCACAUCCCCUACCAUGGCUAAAACAGCAAUGGCCUACAAGGAAAAAAUGAAGGAGCUGUCUAUGCUGUCACUGAUCUGCUCUUGCUUUUACCCAGAACCUCGCAACAUCAACAUCUAUACUUAUGAUGAUAUGGAAGUAAAGCAAAUCAAUAAACGUGCCUCUGGCCAGGCUUUUGAGCUCAUCUUAAAGCCACCAUCUCCCAUCUCUGAAGCUCCACGAACUUUAGCUUCUCCAAAGAAAAAAGACCUGUCUCUGGAGGAGAUUCAGAAAAAGCUGGAGGCUGCAGAGGAAAGAAGAAAGUCACAGGAGGCCCAGGUGCUGAAACAAUUGGCAGAGAAGAGGGAACAUGAGCGGGAAGUCCUUCAGAAGGCUUUGGAGGAAAACAACAACUUCAGCAAAAUGGCGGAGGAAAAACUGAUCCUGAAAAUGGAACAAAUUAAGGAGAACCGUGAGGCUAAUCUAGCUGCAAUUAUUGAACGCCUGCAGGAAAAGGAGAGGCAUGCCGCAGAGGUGCGCAGGAACAAGGAACUCCAGGUUGAGCUGUCUGGCUGAAGUGAUGAGGGUACAGCACACCCCACCAUUAGUAAAUCCCCCUGCCUAUAUUAUAAUGGAUCAUGCGAUAUCAGUUUGGGAAAUGUAUGACAUGGUUUAAAAAGAACUCAUUAUAAAAAGCGAAAAAAAAAAGAAUCAAAAAUAAAAAAAAUCAAUGCAGUCUCUUUGCAGAAUGUUUUGCUUGAUGUUUAAAAAUACCUUGGAUCUUAUUUUGUAAAUACUUACAUUUUUGUUAAAAAAUACAAGUAUUGCAUUAUGCAAGUUAUUUCAUAAUCUUACAUGUCCUGUAACAGGCUUUUGAUGUUGUGUCUUACCACUCAAAUGAAUUUGCUAGGUCUGUUCUUUUUUGCAGCUCCCCAUGUCUAACUCCAUUCCCUGCCCUUUUCAUUCCAACAGAAAAAAUGAGGUCAGUAGACAGUCCAUGGUGCUAGAAACCCACCAUUGCCUAAUGACCUAGAAGGCUUUAUAAUCUCCUAAAACCAUGCCUACAUCACACGUACUAACUCUACAAGAACCUCCACAUUUGUUGUUCAUAAUCUACCUACUGCCUAAAAAUCUAUAUUAAAUAAAACAAAAGGCUAAAAAAAAAACCACCAAUCAGCAUUUACUUCUGCAUCUAGUGGAUUAUGUGCUCAAAUGUGAAAGGGAUGGAUGAGAAGACAGACCUGAGAUCAAUCUGGGUAGAAGCAAAAAACUAAAAGAGGCAUCUUUGAAGUUGCUGAACACUGAUCCAAGUCAGCUGUGAAAUUGCUUUUCAUGAAGUGGGCUUAAUUCUUUUCAGUUCUUUUGACGGAAUGAAUUAAUAAUGUGUCAGGUGGCUUAUUUGUGGAUGCCAUGAUUGAUAAUGUUCCUUUUAAUUUCUUACCUAUAGUACAAGUACAUGAUACUACUGAAUAUUUUCCACUUGAAAACUGUGAGCCGGUUGUUACAUUAAAGCAUCGAUACAAACAAAAUCAAAAAAAAAAAAAAAAACACUGCGGACUUCCACUCAAGCUGGUCUUUCUUCCCCAGUGUGAGGCCAUCCUGCCUAUUAAAAAAAAAAAAGUUACUCCAUCUGUGAGGGUUGACAGUUGAGGGGAGUUAGGCAGGCCAUUUGUGCCAACUCAAAGAAUCACCAGAUACUCUCCACUAGUAACUAUCACAGUUUUUGAAGUCGUUUCUCCCCAAAAUCCCAACUCCUGAAGGUUGCUGCCUGCAUAUUUACUCUUCAUUAGUGCUACUUUCCUGUAUAUGUCAUUGUGAGCAAGCUGUGAUUAAUAAAGAAUUGGAGUUCUGUGAACUAAUAAA